AUGUCGUUACUGCUGAGACUUUUGCGAUCUAAAUGGAGCCCACCUGCCAAGACUACAUCCACGUUCAAUGGAAAGACCGUCGUCAUCACAGGCUCAAACACAGGUCUGGGAUUCCAAGCUGCUCGUACUUUUCUAGAGCUCUCUGCUUCCCAUGUCGUCCUUGCAGUCCGUAAUACCUCGAAAGGGGACAUCGCUCGCAAGCAACUUGAAGCUCAAACUGGCAGAGAUGGGGCCAUCUCUGUUCUGGAGCUUGACAUGAACAACUUUACCAGCGUUAAAAGCUUUGCCGGACGUGUCAGCCGACAGUUCAAAAGUAUCGAUAUUGUCAUUCUAAAUGCGGGCCUUCAUAAUAGAGAGUACGUCACGAGUCCAGAGGGUUGGGAAGAAACACUGCAGGUCAACACGCUGUCUACCGUUCUUCUUGCUUUGCUACUCCUGCCUAAGCUGCGGUCUGCGAGACUAGAAGAAUCUGCUUCGUUACCGCACCUUGUCCUUGUUUCCUCAGGAUUGCAUACCGGAGUUGCCCGAUCUUCCCUUCCAUCUCCACCCCAUAACAUACUAUCAGCUCUCGAUACUCCACCUGAGCCAGCGGUUGCCUUCAAUGGCGGGCGUCAAUACGCUGUUUCUAAGCUUUUCUUGAUGUACGCCGUUAAGUCUCUCGCCUCACUAGCAACGUCACCAAGCGGUGAGCCCCAAAUCAUUGUCACCUCCUGCUGUCCGGGCUUCUGUGUCUCUGAGCUGGGAAGGCAAUACAGCAGCUGGUUUGAGGGUUGGGCUAAGUGGGCUUUCUACGGCUUGUUUGCCCGUUCCACCGAAGAUGGAGCUCGAACACUCGUUUGCGCCAGUACACUGGGAGAGGAGGCGCAGGGUGGGUAUUUGACGAACGGGGAAAUACAGACACCGGGCGAAAUGGUGGUCAGCCAUGAGGGAAAGGAGAUUCAGAAGCAGGUCUGGAAAGAGAUAGUCGAUGUGUUGAAGGCAAAAGUGCCAGAGGUGGAAAAUCUGGCUGUUGCUGCUCAGUAA
Letharia columbiana is the source of this 1023-nucleotide messenger RNA. RefSeq lists its product as uncharacterized. The transcript has a single exon. NCBI's taxonomy places the organism in Eukaryota, Fungi, Ascomycota, Lecanoromycetes, Lecanorales, Parmeliaceae. The coding region runs from base 1 to 1023 and encodes 340 amino acids. The record is from RefSeq and is a predicted model, not a curated record.